AUGCUACUGAUAUCUAAUAGCAUUAGCAACCCAGAGCGUGUUUGGAAUGCAACUUGGACAUUAUUGGCUGAUGGAAUACUAUAUGAGAGGAGAAAAGUUUUGAAAAACCAAGGACUAAACAUGACUGAUGACGAAUUGAAAAACCUCUGCCUUAUUGAGAUUGAGAAGAUACUCAACAGCAAUGCGAGAUCUUUAAGAGACUAUCAAUCAAUGCCAUAUCCUGAGAUGUCUCAUGUUCGCCUUUUUCAGAAUAAGCUAAUAGAGGAGGAGUUAGCAUAUGACACAAAUGAGUUGACUCAUACAAACUUAUAUACAGAACAAAAGAUGACUCAUGAGCAAAGGUUAGUAUUUGAUGAGAUACUCAAUGCUGUUGUUACAGACUCUGGUGGUUUUUACUUCGUUUAUGGGCAUGGUGGGUGUGCUGGUAGCAGAACGGCUCAUUCUAGAUUUUCAAUACCUAUUACAAUUACUGAUGAAUCUACUUGCAACAUCAAGCAUGGCAGUUUGAAGGCUGAGCUGCUCAUCCAAAGUAGCUUAAUAAUUUGGGAUGAAGCUCCAAUGCUCAAUAAAAUGUGCUUUGAAGCACUUGAUCGGACGCUCAGGGAUCUUAUGUCAGUUACCGAUCAACAUAAGACACAUCAACCAUUUGGUGGUAAGGUUGUUGUUCUAGGAGGUGAUUUCAGACAGAUACUUCCGGUGAUUUCGAAAGAAAGUAGACACGAUAUAUUGGCAUCCGCUAUUAACUCAUCUCAUCUGUGGUUUGAAGCAGGUCAAACUUUGACGUAUGCUGAGUUUCCAAAUCAAUUUGUUUAUGAUAGAGAAUCAAGGGUAUGGCAUCCACGCAAAAGAGGGUAUUCUAUCGGGAGGUUAAAUUAUGUUCCACCGGGUACAGGUGAUAUUUAUUAUAUGAGAAUUUUGUUAGCUGUUCAGAGAGGUUGCACAACAUAUGAGUCUAUUAGGACAGUUAAUGGAAUUACAUAUUCUAGCUUCCAAGAUGCUUGCUAUUCCAUGGGACUACUGUGCGAUGAUAGGGAAUUCAUUACAGCUAUUAAUGAGGUAGCUGAACUUGCAUCUGGUCAUCAAUUGAGAAAAUUAUUUGCGAUGCUACUGAUAUCUAAUAGCAUUAGCAACCCAGAGCGUGUUUGGAAUGCAACUUGGACAUUAUUGGCUGAUGGAAUACUAUAUGAGAGGAGAAAAGCUUUGAAAAACCAAGGACUAAACAUGACUGAUGAUGAAUUGAAAAACCUCUGCCUUAUUGAGAUUGAGAAGAUACUCAACAGCAAUGCGAGAUCUUUAAGAGAAUAUCAAUCAAUGCUAUAUCCUGAGAUGUCUGAUGUUCGCCUUUUUCAAAAUAAGCUAAUAGAGAAGGAUUUAGCAUAUGACACAAAUGAGUUGACUCAUACAAACUUAUAUACAGAACAAAAGAUGACUCAUGAGCAAAGGUUAGUAUUUGAUGAGAUACUCAAUGCUGUUGUUACAGACUCUGGUGGUUUUUACUUCGUUUAUGGGCAUGGUGGGUGUGGUAAGACAUUUAUUUGGAAUGGACUUUCUUCUACUAUUCGGUCUAGAGGAAAGAUUGUUUUAAAUGUCGCAUCCAGUGGAAUUGCAUCUUUACUCCUACUUGGUGGCAGAACGGCUCAUUCUAGAUUUUCAAUACCCAUUACAAUUACUGAUGAAUCUACUUGCAACAUCAAGCAUGGCAGUUUGAAGGCUGAGCUACUCAUUCAAAGUAGCUUAAUAAUUUGGGAUGAAGCUCCAAUGCUCAAUAAAAUGUGCUUUGAAGCACUUGAUCGGACGCUCAGGGAUCUUAUGUCAGUUACCGAUCAACAUAAGAUACAUCAACCAUUUGGUGGUAAGGUUGUUGUUCUAGGAGGUGAUUUCAGACAGAUACUUCCGGUGAUUCCGAAAGGGAGUAGACAUGAUAUAUUGAUAUCAGUUAUUAACUCAUCCCAUCCGUGGUCGUUUUGUAAGGUUCUGAAACUGCAUACGAAUAUGAGGCUUCUAAUGUCUUCUUCGGAUCAAGAUGAAGGUGAAAUGAAGAGAUUCGCUAAUUGGAUACUUGAUAUUGGGAAUGGAAAUAUUGGCUCUGUUGUUGGUGAUGAAUCAGAAGUUGAAAUUUCAGAUGAUCUAUUGAUUACAACUACUGAUGAUCCUCUCUCUCAUUUGGUAGACUUUGCAUAUCCAAAUUUGUUGCAAAACAUGUCAGAUUACAGGUAUUUUCAGAGUAGGGCAAUUCUUGCACCCACGCUUGAGAGUGUCGAGAAGGUAAACGAUUUUGUCUUGACAAUCUUUCCAGGAAUGGAAAAGGAGUAUUUGAGCUCUGACACAACAUGUCAAGCUGAUGAGAAUGAAGAUGUACAACAAGAGUGGUUCACACCAGAGUUCCUAAAUGACAUCAAAUGUUCGGGACUACCCAAUCACAAGUUGACUUUGAAGCGAGGAGUCGUUGUAAUGCUACUGCGAAACAUAGACCAGACUUCAGGUUUAUGCAACGAAACAAGAUUAAUAGUUAACAAACUUGGCAGCAACGUAAUUGGAGCGACGGUAGUGACCGGUAAAAAUAUUGGAGAUAAAGUGUACAUUCCAAGAAGAAACUUGAUUCCUUCAGAUUCAGGAUUGCCAUUUAAGUUCCAACGGAGACAAUUUCCAUUAACAGUGUGCUUUGCAAUGACCAUUAACAAGAGUCAGGGUCAAUCAUUAUCACAUGUAGGGCUUUAUUUGCCAAAAUCAGUUUUCACACAUGGACAACUUUAUUUUGCUUUGUCAAGAGUUGAGAGUCGCAGUGGCCUGAGGGUUUUAAUUCUAGACGAAGACGGCAAUCCAAAGUCAUCAACAACAAAUGUCGUGUUCAAAGAGGUUUUCAAUAAUAUUUAG
Messenger RNA from Arachis duranensis, 2874 nucleotides. RefSeq lists its product as uncharacterized. The transcript has 4 exons. The coding region runs from base 1 to 2874 and encodes 957 amino acids. The record is from RefSeq and is a predicted model, not a curated record. Gene Ontology annotation, molecular function: DNA helicase activity. Gene Ontology annotation, biological process: DNA repair; telomere maintenance. Lineage: Eukaryota; Viridiplantae; Streptophyta; Magnoliopsida; Fabales; Fabaceae.